Labrus bergylta (ballan wrasse) is the source of this 3073-nucleotide messenger RNA. It is a transcript of the gene smpd4, whose product is annotated as sphingomyelin phosphodiesterase 4. The record is from RefSeq and is a predicted model, not a curated record. Gene Ontology annotation, biological process: ceramide biosynthetic process; glycerophospholipid catabolic process; sphingomyelin catabolic process. Gene Ontology annotation, molecular function: sphingomyelin phosphodiesterase D activity. Lineage: Eukaryota; Metazoa; Chordata; Actinopteri; Labriformes; Labridae.
UUUGUCAGUGAAAAGUGUACAUACAGUUAUCACACGGUGCAGGUGCAGAUUGGCGGAUGACGUCAGAAGGUGGCGGUAAUGAGCAACAACACGACGAGCGACGAAACCACCAACGAAGAAGACGUCAACGGCUGCUGCACGCUCGGUCGUGUUUGAACUACACUAAUGGAAACGCACUUGGUUGGAAAGUAGUGGAAAUAUAGAAAUAUCACCAGCAGCGAAGGGUUGGAUCUGUACAUAGAGAGAAAUCAACUUUAAGACUCCUUCAUGGCUGCUCCAACACUUCAACAGCCCAGCUUCCUUCUGGCCAAUCUUAAAACUGAUUCAACCACCAAACCGCUCCUCCAACGAUGCCAAGAUCUGGUGAAGAUUAUCGAAGAGUAUCCUGCAAAGGAGCUGCACUUGAUCUUCCCCUGGCUGGUGGAGUGUGUGUUUGGCAGUCUGGACGGCAUCAUCGCUGGCUGGAACCUGCGGCUUCUUCAUCCACGGAACCAUGAGUACAACAUCGUAAUGGAGUUUCUGAACCCGAGCGGGCCAAUGAUGAAGCUUGUGUAUAAACUACAAGCAGAAGAGUAUAAAUAUGAAGUACCCGUCAAUUAUCUCCCGGGUCCUGUGAAGGCCUGCAUCCAGGAGGGAGUCCUCCCAGACUGCCCCCUUUUCCACAACAAGCUGCAGUUCCCCCUGUCUGGUCUGCUGUCGCUGAACCUUGCUCUCAAUCCUUUUGAAUUCUUCAUGUUCAACUUUGCCUACUGUCUCAUCACGCCAAAGAUCUACCCUCAGGGUUAUCAUGGGAGCUCCACUGACAGCGCCUACUUUGUGCUUGUGGACACCUACCUCAAAUACUUCCUCCCCAGUGAAGGAAAUGUUCCCCCGUCCCCUUUCUUGGACUCCAGAGGAUCAGUCACUGCACCUUCUCCAAGGUCCUCCAGUGUUUCUUUUGCUGGUUAUGGCGUCCACAGUCCCAGUCUCCUCAAGCAUCACAUAUUCCAUCAGCCGUCAGUCAACGCAGACCCCUCGGCCCAGGAGAUCUGGAGGUCUGAAACACUCUUACAGAUGUUUGUGGAGAUCUGGCUCCAUCACUACUCCCUGGAAAUGUACCAGAAGCUGCAGUCUCCUCAAGUAAAGCUGGCGCUGCUGCAGUACCGCCUCAGUAUGUCCAGCAUGCCGUGCCAACCCCACGCCCCACCAGGCUCUGGGACCCUCCACACCUACCAAGUACUUUUACCUUUUCAUUCACCCCCGCCCCUCUGGGGCCUCCUGGAGGAACCCUUCAGCCCGACAGAGGAGCACGUGCUGGUGGUGCGUCUCCUGGUCAAACACCUGCACGCCUUCUCCAACAGCCUGAAGCCCGAGCAGCUGUCGUCCUCGCCCUCGGCCCACUCGCACACGCACACCAGCCCGCUGGAGGAGUUCAAGAGAGUGGUGGUGCAGCGGUUCGUACAGCAGAAACUCUACCUGUUCCUCCAGCACUGCUUCGGACACUGGCCUCUUGAUGCAUCUUUCAGAGCGGUGUUGGAGACGUGGCUGAGCUACAUCCAACCCUGGAGAUACACAGGAGAGAAGACGAAUCCUCAGGUGGACCAAUCCAGAACUGUGCCUGACAAAUGGGAGUCGUUUGUUCAGGAGAACCUGCUCAUGUACACGAAGCUCUUCCAGGUGUUUCUGAACAGAACGGUGAGGACGGACCUCGUUAACGCCAAAAACGCUCUGAUGGUCUUCAGGGUGGCCAAAGUGUUCGCUCAGCCCAACCUGGCCGAGAUGAUCCAGAAAGGAGAACAGCUGUUUCUGGAGCCAGAGCACGUCCUCCACCAUCGACAACCACGCGGCUACCUGACGCCGAGCCAAGGAGGCAGCUUCCUGUCGUCACGGCAACGAGUGAUGACAGAUGUGGUGUUCAGGGUGAAGAGCCAUGUGUAUGCGUUGGAGGGACAGGACUGCCAGUACAAGCAGAUGUUUGGCACUGAGCUCAGGGGAGCAGUCAUGAAGUUGAUACAAAUAAUCGCACAGGCCAGACAAACAGCCAAGAGGAUUUCAGAUCACUCCAACGAGAUGGCGUCCAACAACUCUUUCCUGUCCUGGUUCGGGAUGGGCCCUGCUGACCACAACAACAUGUUCACCGGGGCCGAGCCCGAGGAGAGCGGGGAAUGUCUGAAAAAGACCCACGAGUUCCUGGAAAGAGCUCUCGAGAACCUGUGUCAAAUCUUCAAGCUGAACCAGGGGCAGCUGUCUCAGCUCAUAUCCAACCUGAGCUCCUCACAAGACGACGGAAACUCCAAGCAGCUUCCAGACUGCAUCCAGGGCGAGAACGGACUCAUUCUGACCGACCUGGGCCGGAUGCAGAUCAUAAGCGGACUGCGCAGGUUCGACCUUCACUAUCAAGGAGACCCGGAGCUCCAGCCCAUUAGGAGCUACGAGAACGCCCUGCUGGUCAGGCUCUUCUACAAGAUCUCCUCUCUGGUGAAUGAGAGGUUUGGAGGACACAUGGACGCGCUCUGCUCCCGUCCGGACUUCCUGGGUCGGCUGGGUCGUCACUACUUGGCUGAACAGGAUUCGUCAGUGAAACUGAAGCACAGCCCGAUGUCCCGGCGGACGUUGGAGAGGAACAGACAGCCGAGGCUGAGUCUGCGCUCGCUGGCAAGCUACAGGACGAUCCUGCUGCUGCUGCUCUGCUACGUGGUGGGAGCGCUCCUGUCCUUUGGCCCCAUAUCCAGCACCCUGAUCAUCCUCACGGGGGGGUUCCUGUUCGGACUCUUUAUGACGCUGUUUGGAGACAAACUGAAAACGCACUAACUGAGCUGCAGGGUUCUUACAUGUCUGGAAAAAUACACAAAACCAAUUUCAUUCAUGCUCACUCAGUGCUUUUACUUUUUUAAGGCUUUUUUUUUCUUGAUAAACUCACAGAGGUCACAUCCACUCUUACAAAACCUUUAAGUGGUGUCAUCCGAACCUUCCAAAUAUUUCAAGUAAUAUCAUCUUAAAAGGCCAAUAUGGAUGUUCACACAGGUCACCAUGUGGUGGACUCUGAAGCUUCAGUGUUUAUCCAGCUCUGCAUGGGUCUGUAAACCUUUCUGUG